GUGUGUCCCCGGGGAUGUUUGAUGGAUUAAUGCUAAGCAGGCUCCCUUUUCCAAAGGCACCACCUGAUCUUAGGGGACUCGUGUCCCAUAUAAAAGCCUGUGCGAUUGCUGAGCUCAGCUAGUCUAGCCCUCUUCUCUCGCCCUCUAUCUCUCUACACUUUAUUUCUUUCUCUGUGUUCUUUCUCCUAUCCUUUGUCUUUCACUUUUCCCUUUCUCUUCUGUCCUUUCUGUUUCUCUUCUUUCUGGCAUUCAGACUGAGGCUUUUCAGGCUAUUCAGGCCUGGGAGUUUUAGCAGUGAGGGAAAUCUCAGAGCAUCUUUUAGCAUCGUCCACCACCAUUUUGGCUUUCUUUGACUUGAGGCCUUUUCUAAAGGGUGCAGGCCUUUGGCUUUUUCCUGUGCAGUUUUGUUCUUCAUACGUGGCAUUAGGAACAGCCCGUCAAGAAAAUGCCGCGUUCUUUUUUGGUGAAGCAACUGAAGGUCCACGAUUUCUCCUCCAAUCAUCCUCAUCAGCAUCACAACGACGGAUCGUACACAAUCACACGUGCCAUCAACGAGUCCACCACCAACUUGGCGGUCCGUUUGAGUGAAAAUGGCUACAUCCAGGAUUAUGUCAUCCCCUCAAUAUGCCAGAGCACAAAGGAGCUGGGUUCGAAGCAGCAGACCGGGCUCUCUGUGGGGCCCCUGUACUCUCCAGGGAGCACGGGGAGCAGCGGGGGGGAGGACUACUCCGACCAUGACAUGGAGCAGCCCGACAGCCCCCACUCGAGCGUCACCACCGAGUCGGAUAGCAGCAUCUACUACCCGGUGGAUGCUUUCCUCAUCUCCGACGGCCGCUCUCGGAAAAGGGCCAACCACAGGCACCAACACAAGGAAGGUGAGGAGAGAGAUAGCAGUACAGAAGCAAGCUCCACAGGAGCCACAGCGGCCAAGGCUGCCAAAGGGAAGUCCGGGAAAUCCAAGGGACCGGGCCGCCACACGUGUGGCGAAUGUGGCAAGACCUACGCCACCUCGUCCAACCUGAGCCGCCACAAGCAGACACACCGCAGCCUGGACGGCCAGCAGGCCAGGACAUGCCCCACGUGCCACAAGGCCUAUGUGUCCAUGCCGGCGCUGGCUAUGCACAUGCUGACCCACGACCUGCGGCACGAGUGCAGCCUAUGCAGCAAGGCGUUCAGCCGGCCGUGGCUGCUGCAGGGUCACAUGCGCUCGCACACGGGCGAAAAACCAUUUGCCUGUGCCCACUGUGGCAAAGCGUUUGCGGACCGCUCCAACCUGCGUGCCCACAUGCAGACACACUCAGCCUUCAAGCACUAUGAGUGCAAGCACUGCGGCAAGAGCUUUGUACUCAAGUCCUACCUGAACAAGCACUAUGAGUCGGCCUGCUUCAAGGGCUCUGGAGACGAAGAGGACUGCUGCUCUGAGGACUGAUCAGGGAUCAGUUUAUUUUCUAUUUCAGCUUAUUUAUCCAGGUCAGUCUCACUGAGAUAUCAUCACCUUACAAGAGAGACCAGGGUUGUGUUCAUUAGGGCAUAUAACAGAAAAUAUUUUAAAAUACUUCGUAACUGAAAGCGAAAAUUAGGGUUUCUUAUUGGACAAAUCCAGGUAGUCCCUCUCCUUGUUUCAGUCUGAUUUCUUCCAUUUGGUGCCUAAUAAACACAGCCCUUGUCAAAGACGGCACUCCUCAACACUCGUCUUCCUCUUCCUGCCUUUUGGUAGAGAGCAAUAAUAAUGACAUUGAGGGUUGUUCAAUAACAUAGAAGAUAACUGAUUAUGAGGACUGAAUAACUUAUUAAAAUGUGAAUAUUUUUUAUUCAAUAUUUAUUUUAUGGAUUCUUAUUUAUUUACUUGCAAUAAUUUACAUUCCAGUAUUAUUUUAUAUGCCAAUUAGCUCUUAAUUCCCCUUAAACAUGUCUU
This is a messenger RNA of Salmo salar (Atlantic salmon), 1915 nucleotides long. Its product is annotated as transcriptional repressor scratch 2. The record is from RefSeq and is a predicted model, not a curated record. Gene Ontology annotation, biological process: regulation of DNA-templated transcription. NCBI's taxonomy places the organism in Eukaryota, Metazoa, Chordata, Actinopteri, Salmoniformes, Salmonidae. Gene Ontology annotation, molecular function: RNA polymerase II cis-regulatory region sequence-specific DNA binding; DNA-binding transcription factor activity, RNA polymerase II-specific.